UGCAGGCAAAGUGAGGCAGCGCUAUGGCAAGCGACAGAGAACUUCUUCCUGUGAUCCAGGACUUAAAGAGUGCAGUGACUGAUUUAAACCAAAAUUACCAAGAGCAGGGGCUGCCAGUGACAGAUGGUAGUUGGGAGCUAUAUCAGUUCUGUGCCCAGCUGGAGUUCCUGCUACAGUAUGAUAUGAAAGAGAAGAAAAGCCUCUUUGGACAGAGGAAAGAUUAUUGGGACUUUCUAUGCUGGGUCCUGACAAAGCUGCACAGUGGUGCACAUGCAGGGGUGGAAUAUAUCGCCUCUCUUGACAAGCUGAAAACAGCCAUGGGGAAAGGUCGUGCAUUCAUUCGCUAUUGUCUGGUUCAUCAUCAGCUGGCUGAGACAUUGCAGCUUUGCUUCUUGGAGCCAAAAGUCACCAGCGAGUGGUACUAUGCGCGCAGCCCCUUCCUGAACCAAGAGCUGUGGCUGGACGUCUUGGGUUCUCUCUAUGAGCUGGAUGGCAUUGCCUUCCAUCUGGCACUUUGCAGAGCAGACCUGGAUGCCGCAUGGCCAAUGGCCUUAAGUGAUGUGCUUUCCAAGGUUGGGAACUCAAAUAGGGAUUGCAAGAACUAUCAAGGAGCCAAUGAAGAUCACAGGACUCCGCCAGGAAUAAAGGACCACGGUGUCAUUCAGUCCACUGCUGAUAGCCUAUUCAGGCAAGGGUUGGAAAAUUCAAUGGAAAAAUGGAUUGGGGUCUGGAGAAGCAGAAAGAACAGUCUGCUGCAGAUGAGUUCUCUCCUAAAACUGAGUCCUUUCAUGGAAAGAGAUGCCCAGUGUUCAGCUUCUAUUAAAAAGAAGCUGGUAGAAGCCCAAAGGGCAAAUAGUGACUUGCAGGCACAAGUGGAAAAGGAGGUGCCAAACGAUGUAUUCCCCAUUCAGGAACUAGGUUCCCUGCUACCAGAACUCUGCCUUUGUAAAAAGCCUGAGAGAUCAUGUCAGGGGACCACUGAAGGGGUCAACCAGUGGAAACAACAGGACUUGGGAAUAUUGAUGUGGGAGCUUGGGGCUCUGCAACAGAAGAUGUCCCAGCAGCAAAAGGAAAACACAAACAUAAGACAAGCCCUUUCUGAGGAAAACAGGGCUCUGAAAGAAGAGAUGGAAAAACUUAAAAGACAACAUGAAGAAGAGAUGGAAGGGGAGGAAAAACAGCAGCAGGAGCUCACCAAGGCCAUAAGAGCCCUCAGAGAGGCAGAACGGAAGAUUACUAAUCUGUCCAGUGAAUGCCAGGAGGCUUGGGACAAGAAAGUUGCUGCUGAGAAGUCUCUAGAGGAGGCACAUCAGAGGCUGAGUUCUCAGGAGGUAGAGAGGAGAAAGUGCCUGGCAGACAUUGAAGCCCAAGAAUUGAGGCGACAGCAACUGACAUCUCGAUGUCAAGGACUGCAGGAGAAACUGAAGGUGUGUGAAGAGAGUCUGAAGAAAUGGGAAGCUCAGGCAGUCGCCCUGCAAAGCCAACAUGGCCGUCUGGAAACAACUGGGAAACAACCAAAAGAGCUGACUUGCAGACUAGCAGAAAGGGAAGAACAUUCAGCUAUGUUGGAGAAGGGACUCUUAAGGGAGAAAUUAGGGAGAAGUCUUGAUGAGAUAGAGGCCCUUGAGAGGGAGAAGGAGACUCUUAUUGAAACUCUGGUCUCUCAAGAACAGAGUUUGGUGUUUUCAAAACUAGAAAUUCAGGAUCUUCGGAAGGAGCUAUCAGCAUCUCAAAAGCUUGUUGUCACCCUUCAGAAUUCUUCGAUUGAGCAGGAGAAGGCCUUGAGGAAUAGGGAAGAAGUAGCUCAGAGCUUGCAGGGGGACUUAAAUGACCAAUUAGCUGAGCUACAGAAGGCACUGGAGAAAAACACAGCAAUGAAAGAGGAGUUGGAGGAAAUGGCCAGCAAGAACUGUCAGCUCGAAGGACAAGUUAUCGAAAAACAAGUCAGAUGGGAGAAAAAAUUGCAGGAACUGAGGAGCCAAUUUGGAACUUUAGAAAAGGAGGCAAACAGACUGGAAGAGGAGAAACAGAUUCUCCAGGCCACACUACAACAAACCCUUGAAGCAAAAGAGGCCUUGGAGAAGCAAGUUCAAAGCACUACCGCCAUCAUGGAGACACGGACCUGUGAGGCCACAAAGCUUAGAAAUGAAUUGGAGAAUUUGACAGCCACCAGCCAAACACUACAGAAAGCCUUGCAAGAGAAAAAUGAAAUUGUGGUCUCAGACCUUAAACAGGAGUGUCUGAAGUUGAGAAACCAAGUUGAGCAACUGGAGCUUGACAAAAUGCGAACCACUAACAUAGCAGAGAUGCUAAGUACAGAGCUGGAACAAUGUUGGGACUUGCCAAGAGAAGACAUUGCUCCACAGAAGGAACUGGCUUCUUCUAUCACUAUGGUGGAUCUAACAUCUGAAACCAGAGGUGAGGAAGUCAAGGCUCUUGCCAACGAGAGGAGCAUUACAGAAAGAAUCGAUCAUAGAGUGGCAAAGUCACAGCAGGCAGAAAAAGCAGUUCUUCAGAUGGAUGUGCUGAAAAACAGGGAAAGCGCCAUCAAGAUGGAUACCAGUACAAAGUCCAGAAUGGAAAUCCAUGGGAAGUGUCUGACUAGUCAUUUGGACAAAAUGAUGGAUGGCGUUCAGAAGGCUAAGCAAAUGCUCGUGGCCAAGGAGAAAGAGAUGAAGUACCUCAAACAGCAGUUGAGCUGGUCUCAACAGGACAAGCAAAAGGAGCAACAGUUGCUGAAGGAAAUCCAACAAGAAUUGCAGGAAAAGGAAAAGAAAUACCAAGAGAAGCUGUCAGAACAGGGGGAAUUAAUCUGCAGCUUGAAGGGGAGGCUGGUGGAGCUACUGAGGGAGAAGGAUGCCCUGUGGCAGAAGACGGAAGGCAUCACGUCCCCAGCUGCAUGCUCAGCUCCUCAGACCUCGGGGAUGUGUGCUCACUGCAAAAAGGAUUUCAGGAUCACAUCACGCCGAUACCAGUGCAGGUUAUGCCACAGCACCGUGUGUCAUGCUUGCUCUGUGAGCUGUGGACACAGGGAGCGCUGCUGCUUUCUGUGCUACCAGAAGAGAAACAGCCAAGGCACCUGACGAUAGGCUUCAACAAGCUGCCAUGUCCCCCCCCCCACCUAUGAGUCAUCCAGUAAAGAGCCCCCUCCCCGAAUAUCUUCUGGGAAUGGACUUGGCUUCAUUUGGGGCAGGCAAAGUUGCAGAUGAAUCAAUAAGGUCACAUGGUAGCAAUCAGGAUGCUUUAGCCUAAUGCUCUGAUGGAGCAACCAGUUGGUUAGGAGGAGGGCACAUUUCCUGCCCAGUGUAAAUUGCAGAAAACGAUUGGUCGACUUUCUAACCUGUGGUAGCUACUAUAGAUGCUUGGAGAGGCGAGUGUAUAUAUGCAUACCACUGAUUUCUUCCUGCGUGUGAGCAGCACGUGCAUAAGGUGGCAAUGACUGAAUGUGAAAAGUAGCAACUUCGUAAGAACGCUCUCCCCGCUGUUAUCUUCCAUGUAUGCUUAUCUGCGGCAGCCAUAGCAAAAAGGAAGAGGAGCUGUGCCAGUCAAAAUGUACCUAGAACCACUUCCGAAGCCAGACCAUGGAAGGAAUUUUGUUUCACCCUAAAAACCUAGCACAAAGCUGGUGUGAACCUCUAGAUAGACCAUUUAGAAUAUUGUGGGGGUGGGGAAUGAUGGAAGGAAAGAAGAGAAAAGAUUGGAUUUAUACCCUGCCCUUGACUACCUGAAGGAGUCUCAAAGCGGCUUACAAUCUCCUUUCUCUUCCCUCCCCUCAACAGACAUCCUGUGAGGUAGGUGGGGCUGAGAGAGCUCUCUUAAGAACUGCUCUUGAGCAGAACAACUCUGAGAGAGUUAUGACUGACCCAAGGUCACUUCAUAAGUUGCAUGUGGAUGAGUGGGGAAUCACUCCCAGUCCCAGAUAAGAGUCCACUCACUAAACUACCACAUCAAAUUGGCUACUGUUAUCCUUCCAUUUCCAUGGACUUUGUAGUCAAGGGCUGGAGAGAGAACUGUUGUAAACUGGGAGUCAUAAUUUAAUCACAUAAUUGCUGUGAUAAAUGACAAUAGUGUUAUUUAUUGGAAAGUUAGUUAUGAAAAUAAAUGUGUGGGUACGUACGAAAA
Messenger RNA from Heteronotia binoei (common prickly gecko), 4122 nucleotides. RefSeq names its product RUN and FYVE domain containing 4 (gene RUFY4). The coding region runs from base 24 to 3083 and encodes 1019 amino acids. The record is from RefSeq and is a predicted model, not a curated record. NCBI's taxonomy places the organism in Eukaryota, Metazoa, Chordata, Lepidosauria, Squamata, Gekkonidae. Gene Ontology annotation, biological process: positive regulation of autophagosome maturation; plus-end-directed vesicle transport along microtubule. Gene Ontology annotation, cellular component: autophagosome; late endosome; lysosome. The transcript has 11 exons.